AAUGCGUGGAUGAGAGUACAGGAGAGACGGGUAUAAGAGGCCAGAGCGUGCCCGUAUCUCAAACUGAGCUUCUUAUCCUCACUCGUCUCAUUCCCAACUCCAAGUCAAACAACCUCCUGCUCCCAUCACCGUUCACACAAACCUGCCCCCCAACCCGCCAACAUGAAGACUGCCGCUGCCACCCCUAUCCUCAACUUGGGCAAGGGCAAUGACAACAAGGGCGGGCUUCUCGGCGGGCUCCUGGACUUGAACCUUGACCUUGACCUUGGCUCAGGCUCCAACCUCGACCUCGAGGAGGGUGGCAAGAAGGGUGGUCUUGACCUUGACUUGGACCUGGACGUCGAUCUCGACCUCGACCUUGACCUGGGCCUCUGCGGCAAGAAGACCAAGUACUUCACCUCUGCCUACAAGGUGCUCGCCACCCCCGACCAGGUCGUCAACUCGAUGAACGAGAAGACAGGCGGCCUCAAGGGCGCCAAGGGCCUGUACACGUUUGGCAUCAACUCGGACGAGGAUGUCAUCUGCUACAAGAUCAUCCUGACGGGCUUUGAGGGCGAGUACCAGUCGCCCGCCAACACGGCCACCCACAUCCAUCAGGCGGACAAGGGCAUGUCCGGUCCUCCCCGGAUUGCCUUCCCCAACCCCCAGGGUGACAAGAUCCGCGUGUCCAAGGGCUGCCUUCAGGGACCCUUUACGACGGGUGUCAUUGCCAAUGGCCAGGAUACUGGCGUCGGCUUCACCCUCAAGCAGAUCGAGGCGGACCCGACAAACUUCAACGCUGACGUGCACUCGUCCCUGGCCGUGCCAGGUGCUGUCCGCGGCCAGCUCAAGCACUAAGCAUGACUCCGCAAGGGGAUUGAAGUCUGGGAGAGGACGGUUGUAUAUGUAUAUAUGAGAAAGGGCCUUACGACCUCAUCUGGGUUACAAGCUAC
Molecule: messenger RNA, 932 nt
Organism: Emericellopsis atlantica
Lineage: Eukaryota; Fungi; Ascomycota; Sordariomycetes; Hypocreales; Bionectriaceae
Exons: 3
Coding region: 163-837 (224 amino acids)
Source: RefSeq, a predicted model, not a curated record